AUGACGGAAGAAGUUUGUUUAAUGAAUUUCAAAGAUAAUGAACAUUCUGUAACAUUAAAUGAUUUAAAAAAAGUAAAAGAAGAAGCAAUAAAAAUUGGAAUAAUUUGUGUUAUCAUCACUUGGGCAAUCUUCUCAAUUAACCAUCAUCAUACUAUUAGCGCCAAAGAUUAA
Messenger RNA from Dictyostelium discoideum AX4, 171 nucleotides. RefSeq lists its product as hypothetical. Gene Ontology annotation, cellular component: membrane. The record is from RefSeq and is a predicted model, not a curated record. The transcript is spliced from 2 exons. Lineage: Eukaryota; Evosea; Eumycetozoa; Dictyosteliales; Dictyosteliaceae. The coding region runs from base 1 to 171 and encodes 56 amino acids.